AUGGAAGCUUCAAUCAGAUUUUCAAUCGAAAGCCAAAAAAAUCCGACAACAAAGAACAAUUACAACUUUACUUAUAAAGAAAGGCAAAAAAGUUUGACAUGCCUGAAGCAGCAAGCAGGUGGAGCGAGAGAAGAACACACUACCAUGGAGGACGGAGAUAUACCGUGGGGUGCAGUACCAAGUAAGACGAGAAACAAUCUACAAAAGAAGAAGAGAGUACUACGGUCAAGGCAACAUUGUGGAGGAGAUGACGGAAACAACGACUACACAUGGAUGGCUUUUGACGCUGAUGAAGGAGAAGAAAUAUGA
Eruca vesicaria subsp. sativa (arugula) is the source of this 309-nucleotide messenger RNA. The record is from the annotation of a GenBank genome assembly. NCBI's taxonomy places the organism in Eukaryota, Viridiplantae, Streptophyta, Magnoliopsida, Brassicales, Brassicaceae.